UGAGAACUGUCACUUCUGAAUAUAAAAUCAAGGGGAUGUCGCUGUUCAACGACCUGUCCUUCUCGACUAUCCAUCCAUCCAUCGAGCCAAUAAUACCCUCAGCAUCCUCCCCAAACCACGUCCAUCACAAUGGUUUCCAAGCUCGCCCUCGCCGCCGCCGCGCUGUCCACCUUCACUGGUGUCUCGGCUGUCCCCGUGCCCCAGACCCUCCAGGAGAUUGUGGGCGGUGAGCCCGCUGCCCAAGGCGAGUUUCCCUACAUCGUCUCUCUGCAGCGCUCUGGGAGCCACUCCUGCGGCGGUGCUCUCCUCAACGCCGACACUGUCGUCACGGCCGCCCAUUGCUCCGUCAACGUCAAUGUCGGCAUCCUGUCUGUUACCGCCGGCACCAACACCUGGUCUUCUGGUGGCACUGAGGUCGGUGUCUCUAGCAUCGCCGUCCACCCCCAGUACGACGACUCCUCGCUCGACAACGACGUCGCCAUCUGGAAGCUGUCCCAGCCCAUCGAUGCAGGCAGCGGCAUCGGCUACGUGAGCCUGCCGUCCUCUGGCUCCGACCCCGCCGCGGGAUCCUCUACCACCAUCGCUGGCUGGGGCGCCACCCGCGAAGGCGGUGCCAGCAGCUCGCAGCUGCUCAAGGUCUCCGUGCCCGUCGUCGACCGCGACGAGUGCAACUCGGCGUACGGCGGCGACAUUACCGACGCCAUGUUCUGCGCUGGUCUGCCCGAGGGUGGCAAGGAUGCCUGCCAGGGUGACUCUGGCGGUCCCAUUGUCGAUAACUCGGGUGCCCUGAUUGGUGUUGUCUCCUGGGGCCAGGGCUGCGCUCGCCCUGGCUACCCUGGCGUCUACACCCGCAUCGCCAACUUUAUCUCGUUCAUCAACAGCAAUGCGUAAAGGAUUGCUGAUGUGAUAUGGGGCGGGGUUGUUCACUGUAUAUACUUUGAGGAAGUUAGCAUGGGGUUUCCUUUUGAACUCGGCAACGG
Emericellopsis atlantica is the source of this 980-nucleotide messenger RNA. RefSeq names its product trypsin-like cysteine/serine peptidase domain-containing protein. The record is from RefSeq and is a predicted model, not a curated record. Bases 130 to 891 code for a protein of 253 amino acids. Gene Ontology annotation, molecular function: serine-type endopeptidase activity. The transcript has 2 exons. NCBI's taxonomy places the organism in Eukaryota, Fungi, Ascomycota, Sordariomycetes, Hypocreales, Bionectriaceae. Gene Ontology annotation, biological process: proteolysis.